Messenger RNA from Diabrotica balteata, 1179 nucleotides. NCBI's taxonomy places the organism in Eukaryota, Metazoa, Arthropoda, Insecta, Coleoptera, Chrysomelidae. The record is from the annotation of a GenBank genome assembly.
AUGAUGCGAAUUAAACGCACUACACUAAUAUUAGGAUUACUGAUAAUAAUAUGGUCAUCAAUAUUUUAUUUAACAUAUUAUUACCAUCCUGUUCACAUAUAUAGUGAAAUACCUAGUAAAUUGAGCCAGCAGAUGGUGAUCUUAGAACAAGGCAUAUCAAGAGAAUUUUUAAAAAAUAAUGUCAUGAUAAAAGAUGCUCAACAAAUAUUAGAAAUCAAGAAAGAAAAUGAAAAGUAUCAACAUAGUAUGGAUUUAUAUGAAUUCCGUGAUGUUAAGAUUCCAGUGUUGGUCUUUGCCUGCAAUAGAAUAACUGUUACUAAAUGUUUAGAUAGUCUAAUUCAGUAUAGACCUAGGAUGGAUCAAUUUCCAAUAAUUGUUAGUCAGGACUGUAAUCAUACAGAAACGAAAAAGGCGAUUCUCAAAUACAGAAGUCAAGUCUCUCUUAUCGAACAGCCAGAUCAAUCUGAAAUCCAAGUUCCUCCAAAGGAAAAGAAAUUAAAAGGUUACUUCAAAAUUGCUAGACAUUACGGUUGGGCUCUUAACCAAAUUUUUUUUAAGUUUAACUUCAGUGCUGUAAUUAUCGUCGAAGAUGAUCUUGAGGUUUCUCCAGAUUUUUUUGAAUAUUUUUUGGGUUUGUAUUCUUUGUUAUUAAAGGAUUCGUCGCUUUGGUGUAUUUCCGCCUGGAAUGAUAAUGGAAAAGAAAGUCUCAUAAAUCUUAAGCGACCUGAUUUACUAUAUCGGACAGAUUUUUUUCCUGGAUUAGGUUGGAUGCUUACCAAAAAUAUCUGGCAGGAACUUUAUCAGAAAUGGCCACGAGCUUAUUGGGACGACUGGAUUAGGGAUCCUCUUCAAAGAAAAGGUAGAUCAUGUAUUCGACCUGAAAUCUCCAGAACAAGAACAUUUGGAAAAAUUGGUGUUUCAAACGGAAUGUUUUUUGAGAAGCAUUUAAAAUAUAUUAAACUAAACGAAGAAUUUGUAUCUUUCACAAAGCAAAAUUUGGCAUAUUUACAAAAAGAAAAUUAUGACAUUGAUUUUGUUAAAAAAGUUUACCAGAGCCCAGUUAUAGGUGUUGAAGAUCUAAAGCAGGUUAAAUUUAAUACGCCUGUUCGAAUUAUCUAUAGAACUAGAGAAGAAUAUAAAACUAUUACUAAAAAAUUAGGACUCAUGGAUGACUUUAAA